Molecule: messenger RNA, 906 nt
Organism: Alternaria metachromatica
Lineage: Eukaryota; Fungi; Ascomycota; Dothideomycetes; Pleosporales; Pleosporaceae
Exons: 2
Coding region: 1-906 (301 amino acids)
Cellular component (GO): membrane
Source: RefSeq, a predicted model, not a curated record
AUGCUUAUUCUUGCGGCCGCACCACUUCUCGCAGCCACCAUCUACAUGACGCUCGGUCGCCUUAUUCGCUCUCUCGAUGCUACGCACCACGCUGUAAUGAAUCCGCGCUGGACGACGAAAAUAUACGUCAUCAUCGAUAUCGGAUCCUUCGUAUGUCAGAUCAUGGGGUCGGCGAUGCAAGCUUCCGGUGACCCAGACGGAGUGAAGACUGGAACCACCGUCGUGAUCGCAGGACUGGGUACGCAAUUGGUCGCUUUCGCCUUCUUCAUCCUAAUGGCAGUCGUGUUUCAUCGGAGGCUGAACAACGAGCCUACCAGCACGUCACGUCGAACACAUGUCAAGUGGCGCCGCUACAUGUGGGCUUUGUACAGUGUCAGUGUGCUUGUCGUUGUGCGGAGCAUUUUCCGGCUGGCGGAGUUUAUCGAAGGGCCAGAGAGUAAGGUGUAUCAGACAGAGGCGUACUUGUAUGUCUUCGAUGCGGCGCUCAUGUUCGCGGUGGUGGUUAUCAUGGCGGUCUUUCAUCCGGGGUUUCUGUUCAGAGUUGUUAGAAAAGCUGAGUUAAUGCCACUUAGUGAUGACGAGGGGAAUGGUAGCUAUUUACUGCGCGGAGAUGUAACAAAGCUAAGAGAUCUGUCAGAAAAUAUCGCCUCCAUCAUUGUCAGCAAACAGUCCAAGGAUCUCUCCAAGGCGGGAAUAACCGAUGUGUAUAUCAUGAGCCGCAACUUGAACACCACCGCAGUCAACGGUACCGCAGCCGGCGGUCCGGCGUAUCUCCGCAUCUUCUUCCAUAUCAACUACCAAUCGAUUACAGUUGUUAAAGCGAAGAUCGAGAACGGGAAGAAUGCGAUCGGUGCGCUUAUCGACGAGGUGGACAAGGUCAUCGAGAGCCUCAUGGAAGACUCAUAG